AUGAGCGUGAACAGAAAACUUAAACAAUGCCGAACACUUUCCUUAUGCUACUGCCUUUCGACUUAUAUAAAUUUUGGAGGUUUUUUAUUCUCUUUUCCAGUCCGAGUUUUAGAAAAUGGUUCGCCUGUUGUAUUUUGGCUGAGCGCAUAUAGUUUGGGUGUGUGUUUAUUUUCUCAUUAUUUGGUAAAAAGGGUGUGGUACAGCAGGCCGAAAUUUUACAGCCUAGCCGUAAUAGCUGUAAUAGGUGUAUCUACAUUAGUGGCGGCAGCCCUUUGUACAUGGAGCUUUGUAUAUUUUUGUGGGGGUUAUAUCCAUGGAGUCAAAUUUUCUUUACCCCAAAAAAAAGGAUCUGUCGAUGUCACCGAACGACUUGCAACUACUACAACAUUAUGUUUUGUCGUUGCGCUUUUUGAAUUAUUGUGCAUAAUUAUCACUUUUUUACUCUACCAAAGACUGAAUAUUGAUUGGGCAAAAGCUGCAGUUUGGCUUAGGAAAGAGUCGCCGGAAAGAUUUCCAACCAACCAACAUGGAAGUGAUGAAAAAUAUAUCAAGUAUAAUGAUCCAGAUAGAUGCAUAUUGGAAGGACAAUAUAAUGUACUUUAA
Molecule: messenger RNA, 603 nt
Organism: Kluyveromyces marxianus DMKU3-1042
Lineage: Eukaryota; Fungi; Ascomycota; Saccharomycetes; Saccharomycetales; Saccharomycetaceae
Exons: 1
Coding region: 1-603 (200 amino acids)
Source: RefSeq, a predicted model, not a curated record